UUUUCCUCUGCUUCUCUUGCAUUUUUCUCGCGAGGCGCGGAGGAGGAAGAAGAGCAGGCCUGCUAUCGUUGUCUUUGUCUGCCAUUAGCAUUUUCCAUUGAUUUGUUGGGAAUAAUCUCCUGCUCAGAUAAAGAUGGGGCUAUCCUUCACGAAGCUCUUUAGCCGUCUAUUUGCAAAGAAGGAGAUGCGGAUUCUGAUGGUUGGUCUUGAUGCCGCUGGUAAGACUACGAUCCUUUACAAGCUGAAGCUCGGAGAGAUUGUUACAACCAUCCCAACUAUUGGGUUCAAUGUUGAGACUCUUGAGUACAAGAACAUUAGCUUCACUGUUUGGGAUGUUGGUGGUCAGGAUAAGAUCAGACCUUUGUGGAAGUACUACUUCCAGAAUACGCAGGGUCUCAUUUUUGUUGUUGAUAGUAAUGAUAGAGAUCGUGUUGUUGAGGCUCGAGAUGAGCUGCACAAAAUGUUCAAUGAUGAUGAACUGCGAGACGCUGUCUUGCUCGUGCUUGCGAACAAGCAGGACCUACCGAAUGCUAUGAAUGCCGCUGAAAUUACAGAUAAGCUCGGUCUUCAUUCACUUCGUCAGCGACACUGGUACAUCCAGAGCACCUGCGCCACAUCCGGUGAAGGCCUGUAUGAGGGGCUCGAUUGGCUUUCCAGCAACAUUGCCUCAAAGGGUUGAUAAAUCAGAUUACAUAUCAGGAGCACAUCUAUGCUGUACAUGGAUUCUAUGGUUGAAAGACGUGGAUGGUUUGAUUUUUCAGACUUAUUCAUAUGUUAUUUGUAUCUUUUGUUUUCAAUAGAAUAUAAGGAGAAAUUUUUUUAUUCUAAAUAUGUUUUGGUUGCCUUGUAAACUUAAAGUAUGCCAAUUGUCUUCAAAGGUUUAUGCAGUGAUUGAGAAAUUAUUGUGUACGCAAUCCAAACGCAGAGUAAGGUUCGGAUGCUGCAUAUUUAUUGCUUAUUUUAUUGCGUAUUUUUUGAUACAUAAUUGUUUCUACGUAUUUUAGCAGCAAAUAAAUAAUACUCACUAAAUAUGUAAAAAAUACGUAGAAAAAAUUAUGUAUAAAAAAAUACGCAGUAAAAUAAGCAAUAAAUACACAACAGCCGAACCUUACUCUGCAUUCGAAUUGCGUACAUAAUAAUUUAUAGCUUUGUUGA
Messenger RNA from Dendrobium catenatum, 1155 nucleotides. RefSeq names its product ADP-ribosylation factor. Gene Ontology annotation, molecular function: GTP binding; GTPase activity. Gene Ontology annotation, cellular component: cytoplasm. The transcript has 7 exons. Gene Ontology annotation, biological process: vesicle-mediated transport; intracellular protein transport. The coding region runs from base 134 to 679 and encodes 181 amino acids. Lineage: Eukaryota; Viridiplantae; Streptophyta; Magnoliopsida; Asparagales; Orchidaceae. The record is from RefSeq and is a predicted model, not a curated record.